This is a messenger RNA of Venturia canescens, 2201 nucleotides long. Its product is annotated as protein FAM161A. The coding region runs from base 84 to 2192 and encodes 702 amino acids. Gene Ontology annotation, cellular component: cilium. The record is from RefSeq and is a predicted model, not a curated record. The transcript has 7 exons. Gene Ontology annotation, biological process: cilium organization. Lineage: Eukaryota; Metazoa; Arthropoda; Insecta; Hymenoptera; Ichneumonidae.
UCUCGAGGUUUACCCCGUCGGGAAGAGUAGCAAUCAGGAAAUCCGCAAUUAAAAAGAGAAAUAAAAGAAAAUUUUGUUUAAAAAUGUCAGAGCACCAGGGCUCGUCGUUCGUCGAUUCGUGUGUGAAAGUGCCGGUAGACCCGUACAGUAGACAGCCGACACCUUCGUACGAGCGUCCGAGACUCGACAGAAUUCAAAAACAAGGAUCGAGCGUUAAGGGGCGGAAAAUAAACUUCGCAGGCCGAAACGCUUCGGCGGAGAAAGAUUCGAGUCCCGGCGGCUCGCUGGAAAAUCUUCUCGAAUUUCUCGACAGCAUUCCCGACUACGACGAAAUUCACCAUUUGUCGAAUGAACAGUUCAAACGCAAACUCGACUAUUUGAAACGAAAGCAAAGACUGCUGUUGAAAAAUUUGCGCAAUUGCUUGGACGAGGCUGAGACGUUGAACGGAAAUAAAAAUGUUGCCGUUGAUCUCCGGCCCGCCAACAGGACCCAACUCGAUUCCAAUAAAACGAACGUUAAACACCGGCUUCCCGAGGCCGAUUUGAAACUCAGUGGGAAAAAGUGCAGCCUCGAGGACUCCAGAGUCGACAGCCCUCUUCUAUUCUCGACUGGCACUUUUGCCGGACUCGCCCAAGACCAGGAUCUCUUGACUUAUCGGUGCAAGGACAAGGAGAAGGCGAUGAAAACGAUGCGAAACAGGGAAAUACACUCGGCUGGAAAGAGCUGGAGCACGUGGAGCGAUUCGAAAACUGAGAGCGUCGAGAGCGGCUCUGAAAGUAGCGCGGAGACGCGCAGUUUACCGCCGAACAGUCCGAAAAGGUGGCAUCCCACGGUCCCAAAGCCCUUCCGAUUUGCCGUCAGGGACGAAGCAGAAAAAUACAUGUCGGUGACAGAGAUGGAGGCCGAAGGACGCUCGUUGCGCGACGUUGACAAGAGUAAAUGUUCGUACCCGAAGAAACGGAGAUUCAGGCCGAUUCCACUUACCUCCAGGAUACCAUUGUACGAUAAGCUGAUGGCUGCGAAGGAAGAACGAAGUCGAAUGAUCCGUGAGGAAAGUGCUUGGAGUUUAAUGGCCCAGGUUAAACCCUUCAGACUCGAAUGCGAGCGCAGAGCUGGCAAAGCGAUAAGUCGAUCGAGUCCUGAGCUUUGCUCGAGAAGCGCGCGUUCGACGUCGAGAUUCAGAGCGAAACCGGUGCCGAAAAAUCUCUUUGGCACCCAAGUCUACGAUCGCAUGUUGGAGGAUGAGUAUUAUCGACAAUUGCAGAAAAAGGUGAGAGCCGCCGAGUUGCUGAAAUCGGCGUCGCUGCCGCCGUCGAUGGCUCGUCGGGAACGCGUCAAAUCGACGAUUCUCCAAUCGCCAAAUUACGUGGACGAGAAGGAGGGCGAUGAUGGGGGCGAUAACAUAGAAAUUUGCAGCGCAACUCCCGUAACGUCCGAAAGAUCGAGAUCCGCGAUGACGGAACUCUCCUCACGGGGAAACAAUCUUGCGGCCAUUCUGCGCUGCCAGGCGUCUCGUGACAAACUGGAGAGAGAAAUCCGUGCUAAAAUGGAGGAGGAACAUCGAGAACGCAUGAUGAAGCUCAGAUCGGAUUUGAUCGGGCGCAAACCCGCCUGGAGGGCACUGAGACAAGCCGCAAGGUACGAGGAAACGCAGGAGCACGAGAGAGACUUGGAUUUUCGGACGUGUUUGCGCCGGGACGAGGCUCGAGAGCAAGCGGAGCGUCAUCGCCUCGAGAUGGAAAUGAUGCUGCGUCGCGUUACGGAUAUACCGACGCUGUUCGAGCGACACUCCCAGAGUUACCAGGCCGUCAGGCAGCUGCAAACGAGGCAAUCCCCGAAGUGCGUUUACAAGCUCAAGAAAAAGAAGAGGAUAGCAAAGCGUCAGAAUUCGAGCAGUCUGGAAUCGGACGCCAGUCCGAUGAGCGCCUCGAGGCCCGAUUCGGGAUCCCUGACGAGCAGCUCCGGUGCUCGCGCCUCAGCGAGCCGCUCUUCCAAGUCAUCGAGUUCCCAAAAAUCCGAAAGAUCCACUCACAAAUCGGACCUCUCUAGUGCUAAUAAAAAGAAAAGCGAUCGCGGUACAUUGAGAGUUUCGAUCAACGAAACAGCCGAGUUAAUCGAAGAUCGUCGAACCGAAAAGGAGGGACACGCUCUCGACAAUAACGACUGCAUUAUCCACGAUGGAAAUAGCUGAAGUGAAAAA